UUGAGAACAGACGUGUUUUAUGAUUCUGACAUUCUUGUGGCUUGUUGCACUCUAUCUGGAACGAAGACGAUGGCAUCGGGAUAUUCGAGCGACAUUAGUAGCAGCAGCAGCAGCAACAGAGACGAAGACGACGUCUUGAUCUGCAAGUGUUCCGAAAGUCACACAAUUUACUGUAAUAGAAAUAGAAAAGAGGAGAUCAUGGAUCGAAGUGAAGAGAAUGAUGAUGGUAAAGAUGGCGAAAUAAAAGAACCUACAGAUCGAGCGGGUGCUACCCGUGAACUCCAAACAGAUGUUGACUAUGAAGAUGGUGAAAUUAAAGAACCCACAGAUCAAACAGACGCUGCCCAAGAAUAUAGAGCCAAUGACUAUGAAGAAGACUACUGUUCGAGACAUUAUCUGUUUUGUCAUCGACCCGAAAUGAAAGAAUUCUAUACACGUAUGCAGACAUUUGGGUGGUGGCCCAUACAGUUACGUCAAAAACCGAGGGGACUUGCCAAGGCAGGUUUCUAUUACACGGGGGAUCACGAUGCCGUCGUCUGUUACUGUUGUGGAUUACGCGCCUACCGAUGGCAGAGAAUGGAUGAUCCAGUGAUGGAACAUUACAGACUGUCCCCGAGAUGUCCCUAUGUGAAUAACGUAUUCAGACAUUAGAGUUUAUUUCAUGAUGUAAUAACCAUGUAUGUUUGGCAUUUUGUGUACUACAUUUUUGUUGUUUAGUAAUAAAAUUUUGUUUUGUAUUUUUUGAAUCCGUUGUUUAUAAAUAGCAUGACAUUUAUGACCUAUCAGUCAG
Molecule: messenger RNA, 790 nt
Organism: Gigantopelta aegis
Lineage: Eukaryota; Metazoa; Mollusca; Gastropoda; Neomphalida; Peltospiridae
Product: baculoviral IAP repeat-containing protein 2-like
Exons: 1
Coding region: 70-651 (193 amino acids)
Cellular component (GO): nucleus; cytoplasm
Source: RefSeq, a predicted model, not a curated record